CCGGGCGCCAGGGUCUGGAGUUGCGGUGGGAGAAUCCCGACCUUGUAGACGCGUUAGGCUUCUCCGAGUCGAGGGACUUGCCCUCCCCCACCCUGCUGUGCUGUUGCUAUGUGGUUAGGGGAUUCGGACUUCCAGAGAUUUAGAAUAAAACAGAUGUCACCGAGGCGAACCCUGAAGUGGAAGUCUUCCCUGGGGCACUUGAGAAUGAAUGGGUACCGUGAGCUAGUCUGAAUUGUCACUUUCCGGGUGUCCGCUUUCGAGUUGGUCUGUUCCGGGGGCCGCAGCCGUCGCAGCCCCCCCGGGUGGGACAAACGCCCCUCCCCCAGUUCCCUCCCCGUCUCAUUUGUUUUCAGUUUUAGAGCCCCUGUAGCCACUUCCUAGAGAAUUUUGUGCCUCCAACUCAGGCUGUCCCUGAAUCUGUCCCCUGUAAGAACAAAAAGACUUCACUUGACGUUUGUGUUUGUUUUGACUGCACCGUCCCCUCUUGGCCACCCAGGUUGGGAGCUCAGGGUAGGCGGCUCCGAGCGGUUAUCUGCCCAGGGAUUGCCCAGGAGAUGGUCCUGCCCUGUUGAGUGUGCCAUUUUGUUGUUCCCUCAUACCACCCCCACCCUGGUUAAUCCUCUCUCCUCGUGACUGGCUUUCCCCGUGGUCUCCUUCCCCGCUCGUCUCCUCUAGAGCAAGCUGCUCUUGGGCCAUUACUCCCCUCAGAAACCUCCUUGGUGAUUCCCUGUUGCUUCGCAGGUAAAGUACGAGUGCCCUCGAUCAGACCGGCUUUCCGAGCUUCCUCCUCUGCCUCUGCUUCAGCCCGUCUUGCUCUCCAUUCCCCAGAAGGGCGUGGUGCUUUGGAACCGACCUUUCCUGGCUCCUCCCCUUUUCUCGGCUGCCUGGGAAAUAGCCCCUUCGCGUUCAGGUUGCCUUUUUCAGCAAUCAGAUGAGGGCAUACGCUGGCUUUAGCCCCCAAGUUCUGCCUGAAGGCCUCGAUUUUAAUUUUAUUCAUUGGGCCUUUGCGUGUGAGUGCUUAUCUGUUUUAGGCUCUGGGCUGGGCCAAAGGGCUGGCAGGCAUGACCUGAACAAGGGUGCGUUUUUAGCUGGGGCCUGCCAGAAAUGUCCUUCUGGAGCAAGAGUCCUGAAGGAAGCGGGGGGACUCACGGCCACUGCCGGCAGUGGGCAUGGCAGGUGCGAAGGGGCUGAGGCAUGCGUGAGGGGCACAGCAGCAAGGCCGCGCCAUGGCGGAACAGGAUGUGGAAAAUGAGCUUCUGGAUUACGAGGAAGAUGAAGAGCCCCAGGCUCCUCCGGAGAGCACUCCUGCUCCCCCCAAGAAAGACGUCAAGGGUUCCUACGUUUCCAUCCACAGCUCUGGCUUCCGGGACUUUUUGCUGAAGCCGGAGCUUCUUAGGGCCAUCGUGGACUGUGGCUUUGAGCAUCCAUCUGAGGUCCAGCACGAGUGUAUUCCCCAAGCCAUCCUGGGCAUGGACGUCCUGUGCCAGGCCAAGUCUGGGAUGGGCAAGACGGCCGUCUUCGUGCUGGCCACCCUGCAGCAGAUUGAGCCUGUCAACGGACAGGUGACAGUGCUGGUCAUGUGUCAUACUCGGGAGCUGGCAUUCCAGAUUAGCAAGGAAUAUGAACGCUUCUCCAAAUACAUGCCCAGCGUCAAGGUGUCUGUGUUCUUCGGGGGCCUUUCCAUCAAGAAGGAUGAAGAGGUAUUGAAGAAGAACUGUCCGCACGUCGUGGUGGGGACACCAGGCCGGAUCCUGGCACUCGUACGGAACAGGAGCCUCAACCUGAAGAACGUGAAGCACUUCGUGCUGGACGAGUGCGACAAGAUGCUGGAGCAGCUGGACAUGCGGCGGGACGUGCAGGAGAUCUUCCGCCUGACGCCCCACGAGAAGCAGUGCAUGAUGUUCAGCGCCACCCUGAGCAAGGAGAUCAGGCCCGUGUGCAGGAAGUUCAUGCAAGACCCCAUGGAGGUGUUUGUAGACGAUGAGACCAAGCUCACGCUACACGGACUCCAGCAGUACUACGUCAAGCUCAAGGACAGCGAGAAGAACCGCAAGCUGUUUGAUCUCUUGGACGUGCUGGAGUUUAACCAGGUGGUGAUCUUCGUGAAGUCGGUGCAGCGCUGCAUGGCCCUGGCCCAGCUCCUUGUGGAGCAGAACUUCCCGGCCAUCGCUAUCCACAGGGGCAUGGCGCAGGAGGAGCGCCUGUCACGCUAUCAGCAGUUCAAAGACUUCCAGCGGCGGAUCCUGGUGGCCACCAAUCUGUUUGGUCGAGGGAUGGACAUUGAGCGAGUCAACAUCGUCUUCAACUAUGACAUGCCCGAGGACUCGGACACCUACCUCCACCGAGUGGCCCGUGCGGGACGUUUUGGGACCAAAGGUCUGGCCAUCACUUUUGUGUCCGAUGAGAAUGAUGCCAAAAUCCUCAAUGACGUUCAGGACAGGUUUGAAGUGAACGUGGCAGAACUUCCUGAAGAAAUUGACAUCUCUACAUACAUUGAGCAGAGCCGGUAACCACACGCCUGGUGGCCAGAGUCGCCCUGUCUCCUGAGUGCUGCUUCAAGUCCUCUUUCUAGGCACCAGCGGGGCUUCCCUUUUUACUGUUUAAAAGCUGUAGAUUUGUGUAAGAGUAAAGUUUUAUUACGGAA
Felis catus (domestic cat) is the source of this 2644-nucleotide messenger RNA. RefSeq names its product DExD-box helicase 39A (gene DDX39A). Bases 1227 to 2510 code for a protein of 427 amino acids. The transcript has 11 exons. Lineage: Eukaryota; Metazoa; Chordata; Mammalia; Carnivora; Felidae. Gene Ontology annotation, molecular function: ATP binding; RNA helicase activity; RNA binding. Gene Ontology annotation, biological process: mRNA splicing, via spliceosome; mRNA export from nucleus. The record is from RefSeq and is a predicted model, not a curated record.